AUGGCGUGUGCAGUGAACUUCCAUCAUUCGACAGAACUGCGACGCGAAGCUCUCUCACUCCUGAUCGACUUUCACACAUCGUCGCUACCCCACGUCCCGACUUUGUCUGCAUUGGGUUCACAACUCAGUAUGACAGAUAAGCUCCCCCCGCCGCUUUUGGCGCUAUUCCAGCCUCGUCCACCCCUUCGAUAUCUGCCUCCAGGCGAUCGCGCACCAGAUGACUGUCAAAAGAGCACUAUCUCUGGAGUUGCCCAGUUCCUUGCCGAUGCUAAAACUUUUGCCGACGAAGUUCCCUACAAUGCAACGGAAAGCUGGGUGCAGCGCAAAUUGCGUCAGAAGACAGAGAAGAAAGAGCGGCUAGAGAAGCAGAUAGCAGAUGGACUGCAACACUUCAAUCCAGAGAAAGAUCCUCAAGCUCGAGGUGACCCAUUCAAGACUCUCUUUGUUGCACGCCUCAGUUAUGAAGUCAAAGAAGCCGACCUAGAACGAGAAUUUGGCCGAUUUGGCCCCAUUGAAAGAAUUACCCUGGUCAAAGAUACAGUAUCAGAGAAGAAAAAGAAAGCCCACCAAGGCUAUGCAUUCAUCGUGUAUGAGCGCGAGAAGGAUAUGAAAGCGGCCUACAAAGAAACAGAUGGCAUCCGAAUCAAAGACCGACGAGUCCUGGUAGAUGUCGAGCGCGGCCGCACCACCAAGGGGUGGAAGCCUCGUCGCUUUGGUGGUGGCCUCGGAGGGCGCGGAUACACCAAGGCUAUGCCUUCCCGCCCCGGUGGCCCUGGUUUCAACGCACCAUCUGGUCCAGGUGGGUAUGGAGGCGGAUUCCGCGGAGGCUUCGGUGGCAGAGGUGGGGGUGGUGGCUUCCGUGGUGGAAGUUUCCGCGGUGGCGGUGAUCGCGGCGGUGGUGAUCGCUUUGGUGGCCCUCGCGGUGGUAUCGGAUACCAGGGUAACCGUGGCGGCUUUGGUGGACAGGCUCCCCCAACGCCCCCUCUGGCCCUGGCGGUGGACGCAGCGGAGGCUUCAGAGGUGGCUUCGGCGGUGAUCGUGGUGGUGACCGCGGUGGUGGCGCCGGCAGAUUCGACCGUGGUGUAA
Messenger RNA from Penicillium concentricum, 1086 nucleotides. Its product is annotated as U1 small nuclear ribonucleoprotein 70 kDa. Gene Ontology annotation, molecular function: mRNA binding; U1 snRNA binding. Gene Ontology annotation, cellular component: U1 snRNP; U2-type prespliceosome; precatalytic spliceosome. Gene Ontology annotation, biological process: mRNA splicing, via spliceosome. Lineage: Eukaryota; Fungi; Ascomycota; Eurotiomycetes; Eurotiales; Aspergillaceae. The record is from RefSeq and is a predicted model, not a curated record. The coding region runs from base 1 to 1086 and encodes 361 amino acids. The transcript has 4 exons.